UUUUCUUUCUAUUCUCUCUCUCUCUCUCUCUCCCCUCUGCCCUUAACUUUCUCUUUCCUAAAACCGCCUACAUGAGCAGCUUAAUUUAGCAAAGAGUUAAAGGUGGUAUAUAUGGUUUGAGUCACCUUUUCCUUUAUCUCACUGGCUUCAGUUAAAGUUGAGGGACUUCUGGUGUUUUCCUUGCUUAAAGCAGUUUGACACGACAUCGGAUCGAUCUCUGUCGGUAUUAUUAGGACUCUUGUUGAACACUAUUUCUUGAUAUCAAAGUCCCAACUCUAGAGACCUAAAUUGGUGCAUGAGAAGAGAGAAUUUCAUGGAAGAUUGAUAAAAAAAGAAAAAAGAAGGCACCGCCUGUUCGCUCUAGCGAUGAAUACAAGUCAGUUGGGUUCGAUUAGUAGCUCUGAUCUCAUUGAUGCAAAGCUGGAAGAGCAUCAGCUGUGUGGAUCUAAGCAGUGUCCCGGUUGCGGACACAAGCUUGAAGGAAAGCCGGAUUGGGUAGGUCUACCAGCAGGAGUGAAAUUUGAUCCAACAGACCAAGAAUUGAUAGAGCAUCUUGAAGCAAAGGUGGACGCUAAGGACUCAAAAUCUCACCCUUUGAUUGAUGAAUUCAUCCCUACCAUUAAAGGAGAAGAUGGGAUUUGUUAUACUCAUCCUGAAAAACUUCCAGGAGUCACCAGAGAUGGCUUAAGCAGGCAUUUCUUCCACAGACCCUCCAAGGCAUACACAACCGGUACAAGAAAAAGACGAAAAAUUCAAACCGAAUGUGACUUGCAGGGUGGCGAAACCCGGUGGCACAAGACUGGAAAGACGAGACCAGUCAUGGCAAAUGGCCGGCAGAAAGGGUGCAAGAAGAUUCUAGUACUCUACACAAACUUCGGCAAGAAUAGGUCAUCUAUCAUUGAAUACAAUAUCAGAAGUUCAAAAUUCCAUUUAAAACCAUGCUUGGGAUGUGCCUGUCAAUGGAAACCAGAGAAAACCAAUUGGGUGAUGCACCAGUACCACCUGGGUCAGCAUGAAGAAGAGAAGGAAGGAGAGCUUGUGGUGUCAAAGAUAUUCUAUCAGACUCAGCCAAGGCAGUGCAAUUGGUCGGAUCGGAGCGGAGCUGCUGCUGCCGGAGAAGGAAACAGUACUGAGCCUAACAGCAGGAGAGGAGAGAGUGGGAGUUGUUCUUUGAAGGAAUUGGAAGUGAUAACUCAGAGAGAUGAACUGUCUGCAGUUGGGGUUGGUGUUGGGGCUGCAAUGUCAAGUUACAGUGCCAUUGAUAUUCAACAAUUGAAAGCUGACCAUUUUAGCUAUGCCCCAUUUAGGAAAAGCUUUGAUGAGGCUAGAGUGGGCGAGGCUUCAACUACAAGGGAGGCAUCCGCGUCAGGCACUUGCGAAGAGCAUAACCUCCACGAGCUCCAAAGGCCGCGUCACGCGAUCCAUGAACAACAACAACAACAACAUCAACAUCACCAGAUUGCUUCGACAGCCUUCCACAUUAGUAGGCCUUCACUUCCCAUUUCCACCAUCAUCUCUCCACCUCCCCUCCACCACACCUCCAUUAUUCUUGAUGAGGACUCCUUCCAUGUCUCCAGAAUAAUGCUCCAAAAUGAAAAUUUCCAGCAACAGCAGCAACAACAUCAUAAACUAGGUGGUAGGUCUGCAUCUGGGUUGGAAGAACUCAUAAUGGGCUGCACAUCAAAUGCUGCUGAUAUGAAGCAAGAGUCAUCCAUGACAAACCCACAAGAGGCAGAAUGGUUGAAGUACUCCUUCUGGCCUGACCCUGACAACCCAGAUCAUCAUGGGUAGGAGCAAAAAAAGAGAGGAGAAAAAAAAAAUAUAAAAAUAAAAAGAGAAUAAACAAAAACAAAAGAGAGACUCAGACAACAUCAUUGUCACCAUCAUUUAGUACUUCAAGCCUUCCUCAAGUUCUAUUCAGCAUGAGGCCAGGAACAACCAUCCAUGGUUUGCUCUUUUUUCGUAACUUUCUUCUGGGAACCGACAACAAAUUAAUGCUAGGUACACAGAAAAAAAUAUAUAGAAGAGUGUUCAGAAUUUGAAAAUGUGUGAAUUAAAUUAUUCUUAUUUUAGACAUAGUCCACAACCACCAAGUUUAAAUCCACACGACAAAUUCAAUUUUUAGACACUUUUCUAAAUAUUUUUUCUAGGUAGAUAGCAUUUAUGCUCAACCCGUGUUUGGGAAGAAAGAAAGAAGAAUGCAGCACCAAAAAAGCAAAGAGAAAAAGAAAAGAAAAAAGACCAAGAAAGUCUGCUCUCUACUACUGACAAAUAGAAGGGAAACCCAAGACCCAAUGCAGCAUGAAAAUCAUCAACAUUAUGAUUACAAUGUAAUCUUUUUGGCUAUUCAUAUUAUUUGUUUAUUUGUAUAAUUUCUUUUAUUGUUUGUUUUUUAAUUUACUUUUUCUUUUAAAACAAGAAACACCACAGGGUUUGUGCAAAUUGCAUGCAAAAGAGAAACUUUGUUAAAAUGUGUUGUGAGUAGUCACUUUUUCGAAUAGAAUAUGUGUAUUGGGGCUCGAAUGAAUUCCCUUUAUAGAAAAUCAAAAUGUACUAAGAAUUUUUUAAUGUUAUUGGUGCCUCACUUUC
Molecule: messenger RNA, 2589 nt
Organism: Camellia sinensis
Lineage: Eukaryota; Viridiplantae; Streptophyta; Magnoliopsida; Ericales; Theaceae
Source: RefSeq, a predicted model, not a curated record